This is a messenger RNA of Microsporum canis CBS 113480, 7914 nucleotides long. Its product is annotated as myosin-9. Gene Ontology annotation, cellular component: myosin complex. Gene Ontology annotation, biological process: generation of catalytic spliceosome for second transesterification step. The record is from RefSeq and is a predicted model, not a curated record. NCBI's taxonomy places the organism in Eukaryota, Fungi, Ascomycota, Eurotiomycetes, Onygenales, Arthrodermataceae. Gene Ontology annotation, molecular function: cytoskeletal motor activity; ATP binding. The transcript is spliced from 8 exons. Bases 1 to 7914 code for a protein of 2637 amino acids.
AUGCAUCCGUCAUUUAAUAGCACGACGAAACGGCAUAAUCCUUUCUCCCGAAGCUCUCCUUCACCCUCCCCAGCCCCUCCAGAUGCCGCCAUCAGGGUAUCUGGCCGGCCAAAAUCUGUUACAUUUACAUCUCCGGUACAGACAUACGUAACAGGGCACUCACGAAACUCGUCUCUAACUCCAUUAAAUUCUACUCCUACCAAUGGUAUAAGUAGAAGACGAUCGAACUCAGCAAGGCACCCAUCCGAAACUUCCAACACGUUUGCUCCAAAGUUUAUAAAAUCAGAAGAACUACGGAGAGGCGCAGACCAAAUACGAGGUGAAGAGGGUGAUAAUGACUUUUCCGGGAAACGAUACGUCUGGUUGAAAGACCCGGAGAAAGCAUUCGUCCGGGGAGCCGUUGUUCGAGAGACUGAAGAUGGACUCUUGGUUGUGCAGUGCGAUGACAGCCGUGUAGAAGUAGACCCCGAGAAUGUUGACAAGGUCAACCCACCAAAGUUCGAUAAGGCGGACGAUAUGGCCGAACUCACCCAUUUGAAUGAAGGCUCAGUCAUUCAUAAUCUGCACACUCGAUAUCAGUCCGACUUGAUAUACACUUACUCUGGAUUAUUCUUGGUGACCAUAAACCCAUACUGUCCUCUGCCUAUAUACUCUAAUGAAUAUAUCAAAAUGUACAAAGGCCAAAGCCGAGAAGAUACACGUCCGCAUAUAUUUGCAAUGGCAGAUGAGGCUUUUCGCAACCUUGUUGAUGAGGGAGAGAACCAGAGUAUCCUAGUUACCGGUGAAUCCGGUGCCGGGAAGACGGAAAACACCAAGAAAGUUAUUCAGUAUUUGGCCGCGGUGGCUCCUGGUGAUGCAACUCAGGGAAAGCUGUCAUCUAAGCAGUUAGGGGAUCUUUCGCAGCAAAUAUUAAGAGCUAAUCCUAUACUAGAAGCAUUUGGAAACGCCCAAACUGUGCGGAAUAACAACUCUUCACGAUUCGGAAAAUUUAUUCGUAUUGAAUUCUCUCGCACCGGUCAAAUCUGUGGAGCUUUCAUUGAUUGGUACUUACUUGAAAAGUCCCGAGUUGUCAAGCUCAAUGCUCAGGAACGAAGUUAUCACAUCUUUUACCAACUUCUCCACGGAGCCGACAAGGCACUACGAGAGCGCCUACACCUCUCGAAUUUAGAUAUCCACGACUUUGCAUAUAUGAGAGAAGGGAACGACACCAUAGCUGGGGUAUCAGACACAGACGAAUGGGACUCGCUCAUAGAAGCUUUUGAAACCAUGAAGUUUGAAGAAGAGGAUCAGCUAUCAAUUUUACGAACCGUUGCUGCAGUCUUACAUUUAGGGAACAUCACUGUUGGAAAAGAGAGCUUGCGUGCCGAUCAAGCUAGGCUCACCCAGGACGAUACCGAAAGGAUACCUGUCGAACCUUUUGUUAAAGGAUUACUCCAUCCUCGUGUGAAAGCCGGGCGCGAGUGGGUAGAAAAAGUACAGACACCGGAGCAAGUCCGUUUCGCGAUAGAUUCUCUGGCAAAGGGUAUCUACGAACGUGGGUUUGGCGACUUGGUGAACAGAAUCAACCAUCAGCUGGAUCGUAGCCGGAUUAGUUGUGAAGAGAGUUACUUCAUCGGUGUCCUUGAUAUAGCGGGAUUCGAAAUAUUUGGCACAAAUAGCUUCGAACAACUCUGCAUCAAUUACACAAACGAAAAGUUGCAGCAAUUCUUCAACCAUCAUAUGUUUGUUCUAGAGCAGGAGGAAUACUCUCGAGAACAGAUAGAAUGGCAAUUCAUUGACUUUGGCAAAGACCUUCAACCGACAAUCGACCUUAUUGAAUUAUCGAAUCCCAUUGGCAUAUUCUCAUGCCUCGAUGAGGAUUCUGUGAUGCCAAAGGCGACCGAUAAGACAUUUACUGAAAAACUUCAUUCGUUAUGGGAUCGCAAAUCUCCAAAAUACCGUGCCUCGCGUCUCAGCCAGGGAUUUAUACUUACCCACUAUGCUGCAGAGGUAGAGUAUAAUACGGAGGACUGGCUGGAAAAGAACAAAGACCCUCUCAAUGACAAUGUGACCCGGCUGUUAUCUCAGUCCAACGAUCCGCAUGUUGCUAACCUAUUUGCCGAUUAUGCCGAAGAUGCGUCCAACGGAACUAGGAGUGUCGUGAAGAAAGGUCUGUUCCGGACCGUUGCCCAGAGGCAUAAGGAGCAGCUGUCAAGCUUGAUGGCCCAGCUUCAUUCAACUCACCCCCACUUUGUCCGCUGUAUUUUGCCAAAUAACAAGAAGCGACCGAAACUUUUCAAUGGGCCGCUUGUCUUAGACCAACUACGAUGCAAUGGUGUGCUUGAAGGUAUUCGAAUUGCUCGAACAGGAUUCCCUAAUCGACUAACCUUCAACGAAUUCCGCCAGCGUUAUGAAGUACUCUGUCGCGGCAUGCCCAAGGGUUACUUAGACGGACAGAUGGCAGUAACUUAUAUGGUGGAAAAGUUGGGUCUUGACAAAUCUUUGUUCAGAGUAGGGCUAUCAAAGAUAUUCUUCAGGGCCGGUGUAUUGGCGGAGUUGGAAGAACAACGUGAUACUCUUAUCCGUGAAAUCAUGAAGCAAUUCCAAUCUUUAGCCCGUGGCUUUAUUCAAAGACAUAUUGCAAACAAGCGAUUGUACCGCGCGGAGGCUACUAGAAUUAUCCAGCGGAACUUCCAUCUAUAUCUCAACCUAAAGUCAUCUCCAUGGUGGAGACUAUUUGCGGCUAUGAAGCCGCUUCUAGGAGAAACCCGUACGGCUGGAGAAGUUAAGAAGCGUGACGAGAGGAUCCAACAACUUGAAGCAAAGGCCCAGCAGGAUAUAGCCGAUCGACAAAGGAUAGAAGAGGAACGACGCAAGAUAGAGGCGGAGAUGCAGCGUGUCAGAAAAACACUAGAAAGCGAGCGCUCUCUUGCAUUGGACAAAGAAGAGAUAUUCAAGCGACUACAGCUUCGAGAAGUUGAACUCAGCGAGAAGCUAGCAGGAGCGAUCGCCGAUCAAGAAAGCUUAGAAGAUCAACUAGACGAACUGAUUGCCGCGAAGAAGAAGAUAGAGCAUGAAUUGGACCUGCGUCGAGACCAGCUUGAGCAGGCAGCGCAAAUAAUGGAGAGGCUCGAGGGUGAAAAGAAGGAAAUGCAGGAACGUAUUUCAGACCUGGAAAAGCAGCUAAAAUCUGUCGAGAAUGCGCAUAACCAAUACGAUGAUAAAAUUGAGGCUUUGAACCGGGAGAUCAACGCACUCAACAGCCACUUAAGCUUAAAAGAUAAAAAACUUCAAGAUUUGGAGGCUAAGCUUCUGACAUCCGACCAGCAACUUGACCUUGAAUUAGCCAGCACCACCAAGGAGCUGGAUGCGUCGAAAAAGCAGAUUAACCAACUGCUAGAAGAGAACCGGGAAAUCCAAAGACAGAUUGCUGACCUGUCGUCAACCUCAACAGGAUACGAGGAAUUGGUCCGGCGCAAAGAAGGCGAAGUUGCCGUUCUCAAAGCUGACUUAAAGAAACAUGAAUUCGAAAAACGGAGCCUUGAAACAGAAAAGAGAGGGUUAUCGGAUCGCCAUGAUGAUAUGCAGCGAAGGAUUCGUGACCUGCAGGCCGAGAUAGACACCACAAAACUCGAGAAGGCAAACUUUGAGCGUGAAGCUGUAGAUGCUAGGAAGCUCCUUGAAGAGAAAUUAUCCGAAGAUGCGGAAUCGGCCCAAGGCAGGAAAAUGCUAGAUAAGCAGGUCCAGGAUCUCAAGGCUCAGCUCUACCAGACACAAGCGGAACUCAGUCGAGUACAACAGUCAAGGGAUGACGUACAAAUGCUUUCAGAACACAAAUUUGCACAGCUAAGGGAAGAGUUCGAAACCCUCAAUGAAGCCAAAAUCACCAUUGAGAAGGAGAUGUAUAUCCAACAGGAUACACUUCGCCGGGCGAAAGAAGCUCGAACAGCCGCAGAGGAAUCUCGGAAGCAGCUUCAGGGGGAAGUUAUCAAGCUGCGAGAGCGAAUAACAAAAAUAGAGGAAGCCCGCCUGAAUGCUGAGACUUCUUAUGCAAAUAAGAUGACUGCGCAAACAACGGAAAGGAUAGCCAAACUCCAGGCCGAGCUUGAUGAAAAGACUAAGGCUCUCAACAACGCUGAAGCAGGGCAUGCUCGCCUGAGCUCUCAAGUUCAGAAUCUGAGCAAUCUGAUUGCAGAGUCUGAAAAUUUCCGUACCCAGCAUGACCAACAUAAGGAACGACUGGAGAGGGAGCUUGUUACUGUCAAGGGCAGGCUCGCCGCAUCUGAAAAUGAUAAUCGAGCUCUCUUGAACAAAGUCCAACAAAAGAAUUUAGACAUUGCACGCUCCAACUCAAGGGCGGGUGAUACCCAAAGGGCUAGAUUGGCACAGCUUCAGACAGAAAAAUCUCGGUUGGAAGAGGCAAACAAGCAGCUUACACGCCAACUCGGAGAUGCUCAACUAUCAAUAACCUCGCUUGAGAAACAGAAGGAGAAGCUCGCUUUGAGCGCUGAGGAUCUGAAUCACGAAGUGGCACGCGAGCAUAAAACUAGUCGAAACGCAGAGAAGACUGCUGCCACCGCCCAGUUACAGUUAGCUGAAGCAAACAGAAAUCUUGAAACAGAACGACAGCUUAAAACCCAGGCACAAGCCAACACCAGGAAGCUUCAAGCGUCAAUGGAUAGAAUGAACUCAGAGCUCGAAGAUUGCCAUCAGCAGUUAAUUCUUCUACACAGAGUUUUUGAUCCUGAUUCAUCCCCUGCCGAAAAGACUUGGGAGACAAUAAAGCCUGAUUUGUCCAAGAAGGUUGAUAUGGCAGCUAUGUUAGAGACCGCUCAUAAUGAGCUUCGGAUUAGUGAAGAGAAGCGUUCCCGGGCAGAGAACCAACUUAAUGAAAUGCGUCGCCGGCAUGCUGAUGAAAUGAAUGAGCUUGACGCUCGCUACUCUUCGUCGAAGCGUGCUCUAUUAGAAGAGAUCGAUCAAAACCAAGUGGCCAACACCAGGUCUCCUUCACAUUUCAGAAAAAACUCCGAGCCUAAUAAGCGAUAUUCUAACCCCUCAACGCCCAACCGCCGAUAUAACAACCUUAUAGAUGGGGCUGGUGAUUCUGCGCGGUCAGACCGAACCGUCGAUACUGUUGCAUUCCAGAAGAGGAUGGAUCAUGCCGCAGAAAUUGAAAGCCUUCAAAAUCAGCUGCAGCUUUCAGAAAUGCAUAAUCGUCACCUCCAGAGCCAGAUCGACAGGUCUGCUCCUGUUCGGGAUAUGUGGCAGGAUGAAAGCCCUUCUAUCCGCCGCAUGCAGAUACUAGAACGUGAAAAUGGUCGCCUCCACGAGAAGCUCGACGAUUCCGCUAAAAAGGUUUCUGCUUUGGAGAAGAGCAUUCAGUCCGGAGAGUUAAGCCUUCGUGACGUCCAGGCUAAGUCUCAUGAAGAAUUAUAUGACCUCCUCAAUUCUCAAGAACAGUCUCGAAGGUCUCUCCUCCAAGUUCACAAGUCUGCACUAGCAGACCUCACACAUGCCAAAGGGGAGUUUGAGAAACUCAGGCACGCAAGGGCUGCCAUGGAAGUUGAGUUGCGCGAUACAAGAUCAGAACUUCAAGAGCUCCAACUCGCACGAGACCAUGACGCUGCAAGCCGAAGCCAAUUACUCCAGGAGUUCUCCGAUCUCCAAAUUAGAUUGGACGCUGAGACAUCUAAGGCUAUCGAUGCCAACUCCAGUUUGAGUCUCUAUAAGAGUCGUGCCAAUGAGUAUUUCAGCAAGCUAGAGCAAGCUGAAAUUGCUGUUUUGAAGGCUACCCGCGCUGAACAAUUUGCCAAAGCACAAGCCAAGGAAGCGGAAGACACCUGCGCUAAUAUUAUGUCUGAAAGAAAGGAAACUGAUAACCUCAUUGAAGAUUUGCAGCGGCAGGUGCAGUCCCACGAAGAAAAGGUCGAAGACCUUUCUGCAGACCUUGAUGCGGCAUUGCAGGCGAAGAGGCGCCUUCAAAAUGAGCUUGAAGACUACCGUAGCCAGCGAGCUAUGGAUAUCGAAGACAAAGAAGCUUCGAUGGAGCAAACAAGGAAGAAAUACCAAAUGGAAUUCUCGGCGCUUACGAGCGAGCUGGAGGUGGAGCGUGAAAAUGUUCUCCAUAUCCGAGGCGAGAACACUCGCCUUAAGGAAGAGCUUGAAGAGCUACGAUCCAAGUGGGAUGAUGAAGUCUUAAAUAGCUCAACUUGGUCCAAGGAGAAGUCUAGAAUAGAAAUGACUUUGCAAGACAUCACAACUUCCCGAGAUGAUGCCGUCAAGGCCCAUAACGAAGCUCAAGGCAAGGUUGUUACGUUGUUGAACCAAGUCCGUACGCUUCGCACUUCUGUCGAUGACCUCUCAGCCGAACGUGACAUGCUUCUCAAGGAGAAACGUGGCCUCGAAUCCAGGCUUGCCGAAGCAGGAGACCGCUUAGAGGACCUUGCCAAGGGUGAAAGCCCGAUGCGGAAUGCCGCUGGUAUGGAUCGUGAGAUUCUGGAUUUGAAAUCACAGCUCGCGCAACAACAGGACCUUGCCUCAGUUGCCGUUGGUAAAAUGAGAAGAGCAGAGGCUCUUGCGACUGAAGUCCAGAAGGAAAUUGUAGCCCAACGAGAGUCGACAGCACAGCUGUUCAAAGAUAAGGUUGCACUUGAAAAGCAGUUCAAGGAGGUCCAGUUACGAUGUGUUGACCUUGAAACUAAGGGGUACUCAUCUUCAAGUCAAGAUGUCAGGUUCCUCAAUAAGCGAAUCCAGGAGCUCGAAGCUCAGCUAGAGGAGCAGGAGUCGAAACGAAAUGCUGAGCAGAGAUCUGUCCGCAAUGUCGACAGAACAGUAAAGGACCUUCAAACGCAGAUUGAACGGCGAGAAAAAAUGAACAAUCAGCUCACUGAAGAUAUCGGAAAGUCGCGUGAUAAGAUUGAACGACUUCUCCAAACUAUUGAAGAGCUUCAGACCAGCGACUCUGAGAAUCAACUUCAGGCUCGUCGUGCGGAACGUGAACUCCGUGAAGAGCGUGAGAAGUCUCUCCGUCUUGAACGAGAGCUGGAAGGCUGGAAGGCACUCCGCCUGGAAAGAGGCAGUAUAGCAGGGAAAGGCCCUGCAUACGGAGGAGCGAGUGAGAUGGGCGACAGAUAUAGCCGUCGAGGAAGUGGAGUGAUAACCGGUGUAAUUCUACGAUUCAAUGCUCGAAAUAGUGAAAAGGCGCAGUCUAUGCUGUUUCGGUUUCGUGCUGCUCAAGCUGCGGACCUUGGAAUCCUAGAUAUCGGACGGACACGCCGCCCAAAAGCCAUCACCUCAAUCGACUCCAUUCCUAUCUGCGAAAAAUGGCGAGGCCAAGUUCUCAAGGAAAUAUCCCGAAAAGUCACUCGCAUACAAGACCUAAGUCUAAGUGAUUUCCAAAUCAGAGACCUAAACGAUGAAAUCAACAAAUUGAUGCGAGAAAAAUGGAUGUGGGAUGUUCAAAUACGGAAUCUGGGAGGGCCAAACUACACGCGCGGCGGCGGGAGGGUAUACGAUGAAGACGGGAAGGAGAUUCCGGGCGGUGGUAAAGGGUAUAAAUAUUUUGGUCGUGCAAGGGAGUUACCCGGUGUCAAGGAGAUGUUUGAAGCGGCUACGAAAAAGAGGAGUUCGUCUGAGUUAGACGAUGCGGGAGGACGCAAAGUGGAUAUGGAGAUGUUCAAAAAACACGUUGACGCAGCGUACUUUGGGUAUGGGCUAGACGAGGAAGACGGCACGUUACUAGAAUAUGAAAAGAAGAAGGAAAAAGAGGCCUUUGAGGCUGUAUUGAAGAAAGGUGAUAGUAAACCCAACGAUGGGUGGGAACCGCUCCCAGGUGACGCCGGAGAUGCUGUUGAAUGGCAGUUGCCUACACUAGAUGAUGUUCAGGAAGAGCUAGUGGAAAGGCGGAGGAGGAAACUACUGGACAAGAUUGGUUGA